AUGCAUGCGGCAGCGGAUCGGCUCGCGAUAUUCUGUACAUACCGCUUUGACGUAACCACGCGCCAUACAGUCGGAAAGGCGGGAGACCGUUGCUUCCGCGUGUGUCAAGAAGUCAAGAUGGACGAAAAGUUGAUAUUGUCCGUUUUUAAUUUUCCUGAGCUGUAUAAUAAAACGUUGCCAGAUUACCGCAAUGGUGACACAAGAUCACUUGCUUGGGGGAGAAUCAGCGCAUUGACAGCUCUUCCAGGUGAGCUAUGGUAGCCUAUUUCUACAAAUCAUCAAGUCACGUUGACACAAAUGUUUUAGCUUGCUAGUUGUAAGCUGACUUGUUUGUCAAGUUUGUUUAUAUUAUAUGUUUUAAAUCACGUGAGUAGCAUAUGAGUACGGUGAGUUAACAGCACCUCACUGCAAGAACCGCGUGAAUCGUAUUGUAGUCAAUGGGGAGGCAGCGGCCGACGAAGUCGUGAGCGCAGCGCAGACGGCAGACACCGCCGCACAGGGAGGGACUUUUUUUUCCGUUCCCAACAGCGCGAUGAGACACGAGUAACAUUACUUGAGGCAUCGUAUUUUCCACGAUUAAUGACAUUAGCUACCAAUUAAUCACUGAUAGAAAAAAUGUCGAAGUAGCCUGUGGACAUUUUGAUAUCAAAUGGAGAGCACUACAAAUUAGUACCAACUCAAUGGUAGAUCCUUCUAUUUAGUUUAUAAGUAGGAACCCGAUGAGGCUCCAUCAAUGGGAUAGAAAGAGGUGUUCAAUCACCUCUUAACGUUAUCUGAAUAUUUUUUUCAAUAAAUAGUUAUAUUCAUAGUACUUUAGAAAGAUUAUUUCGUGUGGUCAAAUAUUCUGCAUGUUUAGCUUGUUCGAUAUCAAAUGCAUAAAACAAUAUAUUAUUUUGAGUAUGAUGAAUCUAUAUUGAUUUAUCCCUUUAGCUGAAGAGUGCAAAAGGAAAUGGAAGAAUCUGAGAGACCGAUACUUCAAGGAAGUACGACAGGAGAAGAGGAUUAAGGAGGAAGCAGGGGAGCUCACCCCCAGCCGAUGGAAAUACAGACAACUUCUGAUCUUUCUUCAACCAUUCAUUAAACCCAGAAACAGCAAUGUGGACCCUGCCAACCUGGAAAGCCCUGAUACAAUCAAUAAAAGCACACAGAGUGAAAUAGAACCUGUCAAAACACUCAACACAGCCCUGGAGAACGACAUGAAAACCCCUAGCACCCAGGUUGGCACCAUGUCACAGCUAGCUUUUGUGACCCAGCUGUCCCCAGGGCAACAAGGAACCCAGAUGGCCCAGCUGUCUUUUCUGGCCAAGCUUCCACCAGGCACCCAGAUAUUCCCAGGGCCCCAGACAUCUGCAGUGCUCCAGUCAUCAACAUACACAACCAGGAAGAGGCCUCAGACAAGACAACCUGCUUCACCAUGUUCCUCAACCACUCCCUCUAAGCGCUCCGCUAAGAACAGGAGGCUGCUGGCCAAAGAGAAAGAUCUCAGAUCAGAUUCCACGAUCCCUAACCGGCAGUGUGACGAGGAUGAGAUGUUUCUCCUCAGCUUCGUUCCUGCUUUGAAGAGGCUUGCCCCACAAAAAAGAUGUGAGACCAAAAUGAAGAUCCAACAGAUUAUGUAUGAGGCCGAGUUUAGUAUGGAUCAACCAGUGACUGUCAAUGACCCACCGGUGACAGUGUCCCUAGAUCAGCCAGUGACAGUGUCCAAAGAACUGCCAGAGCAAGAGACGUCGUAA
Coregonus sp. 'balchen' is the source of this 1733-nucleotide messenger RNA. The record is from the annotation of a GenBank genome assembly. NCBI's taxonomy places the organism in Eukaryota, Metazoa, Chordata, Actinopteri, Salmoniformes, Salmonidae.